GCAUUUCAGUCUUCCCUUCACCACACUCACUCAGUCUGUCACUGAGCUGAUGUCGGACAACAGUGAAGUGUCAUCAGCAUAUAAAAACCAUCCUGCAUUCAACGCCAUCUUCAUACGACCAUGUCUGAUAAGGAGUGGAGGACCUGGAAAAUGAAGUCUGAUUAGAGCCCAUUUAAGGUAAAUCACAGCGUCUGGUCGGUCAUUGCUGAGCAGAAACGAGGAACUAUCUCAGCUUCACCGCUGGAGGAAGAACAUCCGAGCUUCCCUCUGGUCAAGUUCUCUCUGUAUGAAAAAUGUCGUUCUCCUCCACCCAUGACAGUAUGGGAAGAGGAACCAACACCUCUAAAGCGCCAAAGGAUCAUAAAAAGCUUACGCCAGCUGCUCUGAAAGGAGCCAUCCAGCUGGGCAUUGGCUAUGCUGUUGGAAACCUGAGCUCCAAACCUGACAGGGAUGUUCUCAUGCAGGACUUCUCUGUGGUCGAGAGUGUUUUCCUGCCCAGUGAGGGCAGCAACCAAACUCCAGCUCACCACUACCCAGAUUUCCGUCUAAAAACCUACGCCCCGCUGGCCUUUCGUUACUUCAGAGAGCUCUUUGGCAUAAAACCAGACGACUACCUGUACUCUAUCUGCAACGAGCCUCUGAUCGAGCUGUCCAACCCCGGAGCCAGCAGUUCCUGGUUCUACCUCACCAGCGACGACGAGUUUAUCAUUAAAACCGUGCAGCACAAAGAGGCUGAGUUCCUGCAGAAGCUGCUCCCUGGUUACUACAUGAAUCUGAACCAAAACCCAAGGACGUUGCUACCAAAGUUCUACGGUCUUUACUGCAUCCAGUGUGGCAGCACCACCGUCCGGGUGGUGGUUAUGAACAAUGUGCUGCCACGUGCAAUGAAGAUGCACUACAAGUACGACCUGAAGGGGUCAUCGUACAAACGCCGAGCUUCACGUAAAGAAAGGUCCAAACCUUUUCCUACCUUCAAAGACCUGGACUUCCAGGAGAUGCAUGAAGGCCUGCACUUUGACCAUGACACCUACACUGCUCUGAUAAAGACCCUGCAGAGAGACUGUCGGGUCCUGGAGAGUUUUAAGAUCAUGGACUACAGUCUCCUGUUAGGUAUUCACGUGUUGAACAGGAAGCCUUUGAGCAGAGGAAGCCGCUGUGACAGCAGGAAAGGGCAGAAAGUCCUCUACUCCACCGCCCUCGAGUCCAUCCAGGGGAACACAAAGGGUCCCGACCCUGUGGCUGACGAUGAAACAUUUGGAGGGAUUCCUGCCAAACAUAAAGAUGAGAAUCUUCUCAUCUUUUUAGGAAUCAUCGACAUCCUUCAGUCCUACCGGUUUAUUAAGAAGGUUGAACACUCCUGGAAAGCUCUGGUGCAUGAUGGGGACACUGUUUCAGUCCACAGACCGAGUUUCUACGCCGACAGAUUUCUGAAUUUCAUGGGCUCAACUGUGUUUAAAAAGAUUCAUCCUAUAAGAGGGGCAUCUUCAAAAAGGAAGAGGACGUCUUUCUAUGCAGUGAGGUCAGCAUCUCAGGAGUUGUUGACCACACGGAGGGAGGAGAAGAAGGAGGAGAAGAAGGCGCAGAGCAUGGACAACCUGGAUGGAAAAUUUUACACUUCCUCCAAGCAACCAGAUCUGCUGCCGAGACCGACUGUGUCUUUUGAGUCUGACAAAAAUGAUGAAGAGGAUCUGGACAACAGUGAAGACCGACGAGCCUCCAGUUCAACGAUCGCUCUGGACCAUCCUCUGCCGUCCCUCAAUAUAAGCCAAUCAGACUCUGAGCUGGACGACUACUUGAAGGGAUAUAAACGCCAGGAACUGUCUGUAGAUCAGCCAAAAGGUGAGGUUCUGAUCACAAUUUACUCCAUAUUGAUCUAUCAUGUAAUGUAUGCAUUCGUGUCCUGCAUAAGCCUCUCUAAUGAUGCACAUCUUAAACACAUUCAUUCUGUCCUAUAUCUUUGUUCAGUCAUAUGUUUUGUUCAAUCUAAGGUCCAAACUACAACAUUUGUCAUUGAAAAACCCAGAGUUUUGGGCUGUGAAUUCUCAUAAAGGAGGUGAUGGUAGUUCCUAAGGCUACACCAGUUGAGAUCCACUGCUUUAAAUUCUUCUCACAGCCUGUUUGAUAAACUAUAAUCAAGUAAAAGAAAAGUUCAGAGGUAAUCACUGGUUGUACUGGGGUAUUGGGAGCAUCAUUCAUGAUGGAUCCAGGGGUCACUGGGUGUUUCUGCAUUUUCAGCAUCACACAGUCUCACCCAGGAGACCCAGCUGGAGUUGAAUGGUCGUUUUUCUCCCCAGAAUCCAUAAACUGUAAGCAGCAUGUGACAUUCUUUAAACUUUCUAUAGGAUCUGUCUUUUAGAUCAACCAAAAAAAGCACAGCACUCCUUAUGAUCUCCCUGUUUUCAAACAUGUAGAACAAAGGAAGUGUAUCUAGGACACCUCACUUUGCAUUUCAUGCUUACACCUUCCUGCACGUCAUUCGCUGCCGUCCCAGCAUGCUUUGUUUUCUCAAAUCCUGAAACUUUCUUCUGCUGUGACGGGAGGCCCCUCAUGCAUCCUGUGACGUCUGAACUGUGUGACUCAGCGGAGUCCUUUUCUUCUGCGCUCCUCCCUUUUCAGUCUGAGAAACCUCCAUGAAUCCCCUUUUCUACAGUACUUCUCUUACAUAACCAAUAAAUCCCCAUUCAGGCUUAUGUGGAGCUUUUCUUUAGCCCCCAUUAAGCAGUUCUACUCCGGCUCUGUAGACGUCUGAGUUAAUCUAAUCUUAAAGCCUCUGAGAGAAACAGAGGGAAAGGGAAAUAUAGGGCUUGGAUUUGGCUGUUUAAAGAUGAUCUGCAUGUUAGCUGCUGUUUUUAACCUCCUGCCCUCAGAAUAGAACUUAGUCCAGUCUGGAUUAUUUGGCCGCAGGCUUUGUCCACUCCACAUCAUUGUUAGAGGUUAUUUGGAGGAUUACAGUGGCAUAUUUGCAUCCAAAUAUGCCACUGUAAUGCUUAUCUGCCAAAUGCAUGUGAGGCACAUGUUUACUGCUCUUCUUCCUCUGCUUUUUGACUCAAUUUCAUUUUGAAGUGCACUCUUUUUAAUCACCAUCUAUGAAUGGUUGAUUUGCUUAUUCAUACAAUGAAAAUAGUGAGGCUUUAAAACACAAGAAACAAGAAAUUAAACCAAGACUACUAAAAUAUUAUGUCUAAUGUUAUUUCAAAAACUUAAAGAUAAUGAAAAAAGAUACAAAAGCAUUUUCUGUACAUUAUUUCCUGAAAAUAUGCUAACAUAAAGGCCUCUUGUCCAUGGUUGACUGUAAAUAUUCUGGUUUUAAUGUGUUGAUCUCACCAAAUACUGACAUCAGAUACAAUCCUUUGCUACCUUAAUGACAAAGAAAAACGAUACGUUUUGUUUUCUAGUGAAGAGAAAAGCGCAAUCGUUCCUUUUCGGCUUCCUGGACUUUUCACAAUGAUGAUCCGACAGCACCGAGACAUCAGGGCUGUGUCAGCAUCAGCAGAGCAAAUGCCGAAUCAACUACAGAACAACAGUCAUCAUUUCAUCACUGUGAUUAUCACAGUGUGCCUUUGUGACUCUCUUCUAGAAACAAAAUGUGCUGAAUCACUGGUAUGUAGAGAUGACUGUGUGGUACUGAACCGCUAAAACACUAUGAUAUUAUGUCUGUGGAAGUUCUGAAACUCACUGCUACUGAAAGUUUUAGUUGUACUCUUGGAUGUCUGAUUAUCUGUAAAAAUGUUCAGAAACUCCUCAGAGGCUGGAUCUCUGAGGAAAGAGUUUGUUUUGUUACUUAAUCAGUGGCAGGAGAAAUAAUUAUUUGCAGUUAUUUUUUUAAUCAGAUGAAUGUAUAGCGCUUUGUUGACAAUACUAUGGUUGAAAGAACUUUAAUGAAAAAAGUCCAUUUUUGAUGUGCAACAUGAUCAGGUCUGUUGUAUGUUUAGUAAAAUCUUAGUUUGCAUGAAAGGAACAUGUUGAUGUGAUGCUACCUAAUAUGUUUUUAUAUAGAAAUGUCUUUCAAAAUGACUACUUUUUACCCUCAGUUUCCUCUUAAAUGAAUAUAAAGGCCUAUUUGUUAGAGAAUGUAAAUUUCAUUUUUAAGGGUUUUAUUGAAAUUUUUGCCUUUUACAAACUAUUUUUCAUCCUUCGAUGAUGACCAUACUGUAUGUAUGUAAUCCUAUGUAUUCUGUUGUCCAUAUGCCUUCAGAAUUAUGAAAAAAAAUCAGUGCUUUGAGGAGAUUGGAUGACUUGCAACUACUGAAUUGCAGUACUUUGGACUUUGUGCAAUAAAACUAUUACAUUCUUGUAUGUCAUUCACUUCCUGAAAGUUAUGAUUUGUUUUUUAGGUGUAUCAAACUUUGAAGUAAUAACAAUAAGCAGAAAAAUACUAUAAGUUCAGUUACAAUAACCAAAGACAUACAAUAUGCAAACAUCACACAAGAUUAUCUCAAAAAAAAAAAAAAAAAGGAGAUCUGUCUCAAAAUUGUUGAAUUAUGCUUGCAGAUAAGUCUAUUUGGGUUACAUUUUUGCUAUCUACAAUAAUAAGCAUGUGAUUGAUAGAGUGAUAAAGACUGAGUAUUUUCCCA
Cheilinus undulatus (humphead wrasse) is the source of this 4574-nucleotide messenger RNA. It is a transcript of the gene pip5k1ba, whose product is annotated as phosphatidylinositol-4-phosphate 5-kinase, type I, beta a. NCBI's taxonomy places the organism in Eukaryota, Metazoa, Chordata, Actinopteri, Labriformes, Labridae. Gene Ontology annotation, biological process: phosphatidylinositol metabolic process. The transcript is spliced from 14 exons. The coding region runs from base 294 to 2048 and encodes 584 amino acids. Gene Ontology annotation, molecular function: phosphatidylinositol kinase activity. The record is from RefSeq and is a predicted model, not a curated record.